CUUGAAGAGCAGCGGGUCAAGAAAUAUGACCUUGUAUGGUCGAGUUUUGAAUGCCGACAUAGGCCUCAGUAAUAGUCACGCUACUUCAGUGUCUGCAUUUCUACUGUUUUACAUGAUUGACUAUGCCCUUCGAACAUGUCAAUCGAGCAAUAAAACUACGAGAAACACUUACUUGUUCAUAAGACUAAGAAAUUACUCCAUCUCCAUAAUCCACGCUUUUAUAUCCGGACUAAGUUCGCUUAUUUGCCUUAUUUCUUAUCCUGACCUAGUCGGUAAUGUCAUAGAUUCAGAGAACGUUUUCGCUUAUAAUAUUAUGGGUUUCGCGACAGGUUACUUUGUUCACGACAUUUAUCAUAAUAUAUGUGGCGGUGUUGGACUAAGAUCGUUGGAGAUAAUAUUGCAUCACAUUACAGUUUUAACCUGCUUUUACGUUGUAUCUUGGUAUAGGAUUCUUGUUUGUUACGCAUUGUUUGGGCUUUUGAUGGAGCUAAACAGCAUAUUUCUUCACGCAAGAAAGUUAAUGAUAUUACUUAACAUCGACCCUGAGUCAGUAACAUACCGCCUUAAUGCUAUUGCAAAUAUCAUUACAUUUAUCAUCUUUCGUAUAUGUCUUACACUGUCGUUAUUUGGAUGGGGAAUCAUUAACAGGCACAAGUUACCAGUUGUUGUUAGUUGGAUUCUACUUUCGAGUUUCACAGUAUUUACAACAAUGAAUUUAGUUUUGUUCUACCGUGUUAUCAUAGCGGAACGUCGAAUCUUACAAUUGAAUCAUUAUAAACUUUCUAUUAAUGGUGUGAUGAAAUAAAUUUAUUCUUCAGAAUUCUUGCUAAUGUCAUUUCAGCAUCGCCAUGGUAAUUGCUUAGCAGUUAACCAAUUUUAAGGUACCUUCUCACGUUUGUGUACGUAAAUGAGUACACCUUUUUUCAACUUAACUAUAAAAUUGUAAACACUACAUCACUUAACUUUAAAUUUGUUUCUUCACUGCUCUCUAAUUAUAUUCAUCUACAUGCAAGUGAUAUGUAAAUAAAUGAAUUUUCUUUUUCCUUCUUGAACUGUUAUGUUUUUAGUUUCUUUUCUCUCUCUCUCUCUCUCUCUCUCUCUAUAUAUAUAUAUAUAUAUAUAUAUAUAUAUAUAUAUAUUCAUUUAUUUUAUUCUAUACCCUUUACUUGUGCAUUCUGGUACUUUCAUUGUUACCAGCGGUGAUAAAACUACACUGAUAAAUAUUUGUCAACUUUAACUGAUAGAACGUGAUGUAUUUAUGAAGCUUGGUAUUUGUGUACAUUUUUUGAACAGAGAAAUAAUGUAGUAAAAACGUCUAUAUGUGAACUGAUAUGGAUUAUAUUUAACGGUUGAUUUAUACUUAAUUCACUUUUAAUUUUUACUGUAUUUCUUAUUACGUACAAUAAUAAUUACUUAUAAUGAGCAAUGAAUUAUUUUAAUAGUACCACUCUAUUUAAAAGUAAUUACUCUUGUUGAAGUAUUAUUACAAUAUAUUUGUUUGAGAAGAGGUUUAAUGCAACCAAAUAAUAAAUAUUGAUAAAACAGAUUGUUAAAUAUUUAUUCGGACAGAGUUUAUUAGACAUGGUGUCAUUCUUAGCACGACAGUGAAGUAGUUUGAAGAUUUACCUUUCUUCCCGUAAGUUUUUUACAUCUCUUCUUUUAAACUAUUCAUUUUAUGUUUAUUGAUCCUUUAUACACUACUGCCCUAUAUGAAGUGAUGACUAUCCAAUGAUUUCAUAUUUACUAAUCUUGAUAUUUACAUAUUUUAUUAACUAGAAUUAAGCAGGUGUUUUUUCGUUAAUUAUUGUUAGGCAGGGGUUUGCUCAACAGAGAAUAUUUCAACGGAGAAGUUAGAAAAAGGUUAUUUAUUGUGAUGAACUUUACAAAAUUAUCUGUACAACGAUAGUUCAAGCUAUAAGAGAGGCAAGCAGUUCAGUAAAAUGGGUGUGGCAUUGAAGAUGAACAUUUAGUUAUUAACCAACCAAAAAUUAAUUACAUCUAAUGUAAAUAAAUCAAAUAAAGGAAGACCAUUUGAAAACAUCAGAAAAUAAUCUGUCACGAAACUAAAAUUUUGCUCAAGACGCAGUAAAAGUUUUCAAGGCAUAUUCGAUGAAUUUUCUUUGUCUGACAAAUAUUAGUUUUUCCUUUGCACAUUUUGCUGAAACUGAUCAAUAUCAAGAUGACAAAGACUUGUUUAUUGAAUGAUUUGUCUUUGUCAAUGACGACUGCGUUAAUUAUUUCAUUUCAAAGCUUGUAAAACUGCGUUUUUAGCAUGUAAUGUUUUGAAUUACAGUACGAACUCUGCUGUAUGU
Messenger RNA from Schistosoma haematobium, 2312 nucleotides. RefSeq lists its product as uncharacterized. Bases 26 to 805 code for a protein of 259 amino acids. The transcript has 5 exons. Lineage: Eukaryota; Metazoa; Platyhelminthes; Trematoda; Strigeidida; Schistosomatidae. The record is from RefSeq and is a predicted model, not a curated record. Gene Ontology annotation, biological process: regulation of membrane lipid distribution; phospholipid homeostasis; plasma membrane organization. Gene Ontology annotation, cellular component: plasma membrane.